GAUGUAGACCGCAGUGCCCAUAAACUCAUUUCAAAUUUGUUCGCAACAUGUUCAUGGAUUUGCGGGAGAGUGGGGGUUAAACCUAAUGGUGUGUUCAUGGGUUUGCAGGAGACACAGGAGAGAGAUAGUUUUGGGGAAGGGAAAAUGAAGCGUUGAGAUUUCUGUGACUGCCGAGUAAUCUGGGAAGGCUUUUGAUUUGCGAGUAAAAUGGAGCUUGUGCGCGGAAAUUAUCAGAAAGGAGACGUCGUCUGGGGAAGGACCUCGCACCAAACACAAUCAUGGCAGCCCUGUUUCGUUCGGAGAUGGGAUCAGCGGGGGGUUCUCGUCUCCUUCUUCGACUGCCCAAGAACUCGGUACUUCCCGGAUUCCGAAAUCUGCUCCUUCGAGGAAAAUUUCGAAUCGCUCUAUAAGCAUGUUGGGUCUGAGGAGUUGCUAAAUCGUGCUCUAGUACGGUUUCGUCGAAACGCUGCUUGGCGGCUAAUGUGCCCUUGCCAAUUGUCGUUGGAACACAUGACUGUGCGCCGAAAACCUAAGGAGCAGGUUCUUGAGGAGACCAGUUCGUUUCGGCCGGAUUUGGUGUUGAGGUUUGUGCACGGAAUGGCUGUUUUCCCUUGGAUUGAAGAAGCAGAGAUUGCUACUGCGGCGAGGGUGGUUUCUCAGCUUGAUAUCUUUCGGUACUAUGUUUCGAUGAAGCAGUAUCUUAUGUACCAGGAGCCAUGGCGGCGCUGUAAGAGUUCUUCUGCUAUUGAAAGUUCAAAAACUGUGUUAACCGGCAUUUAUUCAACAAUGCAGUCAUCAUCAUUUGGAAACACUGUGCACCCAAUCAUCCAAGAAUCGAGAGACUUAGAACUGAGGAAUAAAUGUGAGGCAUUGUCUAAGCAAGUGGAUAAUAAUUUUGCAAUUUGGGCAAAAAAGAGAGCAAACUGCAGUGCUUCUGUUUCAGAAAAAGCUAUUACUUCUCUGCACCAGAAUCAAGUGGAAUUUGGUGGCGAAUCAAGUGCUUUAAUGGAGGAACAUUCAGUGCCUGAAGGAGAUAGAGGAUUGGUGAACUCAGGAAUUACAAGGCAAAACAAUGACGAUGCUGUUAUUUCUUACAGUGAACAUAAGGAAGAUUGCUUCCCAGAAAAUGCUAAUUCUUACUCUCCUGAGGAGCUGGACAAUGCACCUGCGGACAUAAAUGUUGAUGGAUCUGACAGUGUCUUGGUAAGAAGACAACAUGAAGAAAGUCAGUGUCAUGGCUUUCCCCUGGCAUUUGAACUCAGGACAGGAAAUCAGAAAGACUCCACUGAGCAAAGUGUGGAACAAUGUCACUGUGAUAUGCAUGCAAACUUGCACUGUCUGGCUCGAAAUGCUUUCUGUGGUUGGGGACAGUGCUUGAAAAUAAUGGUGCAGAAUUUCUUAUACCAGAAUAUAUCUAAUCCCUGGCCAGGAGAAAAUUCUCUUCAUAAAACCAGUGAAGAUCAAUUCUAUCAUUCUGGAUGCAAUAAUGCCUCCAUGAUUUGGCUGAGGAAGGAGGUUGAAAACAAAAAUGGCAUUGCAGAUACUUCUGGUGUCUUAACACUUUACACGGGAAGCCCUUUCAACCGUUUGGCAUUGAAAAGGGGGCUUGAAAAAUCUGCCAUGCCUGAAAUGAUUGAAGUUGGCAUGGGGCAGAAACCUGGAGGAAGAGUUAAUAUUCUAAAUGAUGAUAAGGCCUUGGUAUAUUGUGUUAAGAAGCAGAAAUGUAAAGGAAGUGUGUUUAAUGUAAAUGAUUGUGGAACCUCCAUUUCCUAUCUAAAUAACGCCUCUGACAAAAUCACUGAGCACAUGAAAGGUGAUGUCAACCUCAGUUUGGUCCAGCCUUCUGCCAGUGUAUGGUUCAAGAAUGCAAUUGGAAAUCAUGUUGAUGGUUAUGAAGCUGGUGAUGCAACUGCAACAACGAGCGAAUAUCCGUCAUUAUUCAUAAAUCAGAUCAAGAUGCAGUUAAACAAUAGUGUUGGUUCCACAUCUAACGUGACAGACAAAGUAGCUUGUGUUUCCGAUGUUCAUAAUGUAUCGGGGGACGUGAAAAUUGAUCCCCACAUUGGUUUGGUGCAGCCUUCUGCUACUGUGCCAUUGUUUAAGAAUGCAGUUGGAACUCAUGCCAAUGAGGAUGAAGUCGGUGGAUACAAUUCCUUAUCUACUGAUCAAAACAAGAUGCAGCCUAGCAGUAGUAGUCGUUCCACAUCUGAUGUGACCAAUAGGGAGGUGAUCCUGAAAUCCACUAUUAAGAAGACUUCCAUGGAGGAUUUAGAACUAAAGGAGCCAACUGAUUCUGAUUUACCAGCUAAGUCACAAGUGGUUGAGGAACCAGAAAAAGUUGGCAGAUUCGUUGGUCCUGCAUCUUUGCACAUGAAGUUCCCCAAGGAUUUUGCUCUGCCUUCCAAGGUUGAGUUGGUGAAGAAAUUCAGUAAAUUUGGUCCGGUGGAUUCUUUAAAAACAAAAAUCUUUUUCUAUACGGGUUCUGCCCAUGUGGUUUUCUUUUGCCAACUUGAUGCAGUGGCUGCUUACCAAUUUGCUAAGAGAAGGGAUAUAUUUGGUCAUGCGGAUGUCAGGUUUUGGCUUGACCCAUAUGAACAGAAGAGAAAAAGAGUCGAGUUUACGACACCCAUGUUCAACCUAAAGUCUUGUCUUAAAAGAUCUAAUUCCACUGGGGAAAAGGAUGGCAGGAAGCCUCGCCGUGUAAGAUUUCUGUUAAGAACCUAGAUUAAUCAAAAUUUAUUAGCUCUGAGUCUCCUAAGAGAUUACAGUAGGAUUAGAGGCCUAAAUAUUUUUUCUUUGAAAGCAUGUUUUGGUGUUCUGCUGGUAGAAAACUUUAACUUUAUUAGUAGUAGUAUUAGUAGUUCUUUUCAUAUCAUAUUUGCAUUAGAGAUGAAUUCACAACAUGAAUGAAGCCCCACAACUGAUCAUUUAUUCCA
This is a messenger RNA of Malania oleifera, 2936 nucleotides long. RefSeq lists its product as uncharacterized. The transcript is spliced from 2 exons. NCBI's taxonomy places the organism in Eukaryota, Viridiplantae, Streptophyta, Magnoliopsida, Santalales, Ximeniaceae. Bases 208 to 2724 code for a protein of 838 amino acids. The record is from RefSeq and is a predicted model, not a curated record.